AUGAGUGUUAAUUAUUCACACUCAAAUUCAAAAAAACUUACCAAUUAUCACUCGGUUGAUAACAAUCCUAUAGUUUCACCCCUUGCAAUUCUCUCUGCUCGUACCACCACUCAAGAUGGGCUUUCUUACAAGCAAGUGUUGGUACACUGGAAUAGUCUGCUGCCUGAAGACACGACAUGGGAAGACUGGGAAAUUCUUAAACAGAAUUAUCACCUUGAGGACAAGGUUAAUUUUGAUGGGGUUGGUAUUGUUACAAUUCCAAAUUCUGACGACGGGCCUAUUGAUGCUAUUGAUAUUGGGCCUGCUAAGGAAAGGCUCACACGUAACAGUAGAAUGCCGAUUAGGUUCGAUGAUCACAUAGUUUACAAAUAG
This is a messenger RNA of Vicia faba (fava bean), 372 nucleotides long. The record is from the annotation of a GenBank genome assembly. Lineage: Eukaryota; Viridiplantae; Streptophyta; Magnoliopsida; Fabales; Fabaceae.